Messenger RNA from Mangifera indica (mango), 2089 nucleotides. Its product is annotated as U-box domain-containing protein 38-like. Bases 198 to 1814 code for a protein of 538 amino acids. The record is from RefSeq and is a predicted model, not a curated record. The transcript has a single exon. Lineage: Eukaryota; Viridiplantae; Streptophyta; Magnoliopsida; Sapindales; Anacardiaceae. Gene Ontology annotation, molecular function: ubiquitin-protein transferase activity; protein binding. Gene Ontology annotation, cellular component: nucleus; cytoplasm. Gene Ontology annotation, biological process: protein ubiquitination.
UCUACAUUUCCAAGCUUACCCUCACCUUUUUCUUUGCCUUAACAAGUCAAAUCUCUUGCCACACCCAGAGGCGGAACAAGUCUCCUCCUACAGUCUGUCAUCGGUUAUAAACCCUAACAAAUUUUACUCUUUCUUUUUAUUUAUUUAAUUAUUGCGUUUCUUUGUUACUUUAUUUCGCUUUUGCUCUCUCACACACCAUGGGUGGAAAUGGUAAGCACCAUAGAUGGAAAAUCUCCUUCUAUCAUCGUUCUAGUUCAUCUCCCAAACCACCUCCUAAAGAAUUCCUCUGUCCGAUUUCCGGGUCGUUGAUGUUUGACCCGGUUGUGGUUUCCUCAGGUCAAACGUUCGAGCGUGUUUCCGUCCAAGUCUGCCGGGAUCUUGGGUUUACACCGGGUCUUGAAGACGGGUCUACGCCCGAUUUCACUGCUAUUAUUCCAAAUUUAGCUAUGAAGACAACCAUUCUCAAGUGGUGUGAUAGUACCCGCUCCGAACACCCGUCCGGUCCCGAUUAUAAUUCUAUAGAAAACAUCGUCCGCUCGAAAAUGAAGUCGUCGGAUAGACCGGAGUCGUCGACAUCGAAAUCGACUCCUGAUAUAAGGUUUUCGGAGAGGGAGUUGUUGAAAGGCGUUGCGGAGAAUCCACCGGUGAUGUUUUCUCACGCGGUGACCGAGGUGAAUCACCGAGUCAACCAUUUCUACUCGAGCUCAUCGGAAGAAUCGGUGGUGGUCGCUCCGUCGAGUCCUCUCACUCCGUUACCUCUGGCGACACGGCCAGCUUGCUACGCUUACUCCACGUCAUCGUCUUCCUCAGCCGAAAUCACGGACGCUGAAGCCCUGGCGCAACAAAACGUGACGACAUCAUCGCCUGAAGAAGAAGAGUUACUGAGGAAGAUGAGAAGCAACGACAUCGUUUUGCAAGAGGAAGGAGUGACGAAUUUACGGAAGCUGACUAAAGACAAGGAAGAUAUCAGGGUUAGCUUGUGCACGCCGGCGUUGCUCUCGGCGCUGAAGCCGUUGAUCGCUUCGAGGUAUUCCGUUGUACAAACAAACGCUAUUGCUUCCCUCGUGAAUCUUUCUCUGGGGAAGCCAAAUAAAGUUCUCAUCGUACGGUCAGGAAUCGUUCCCUUGUUGAUCGAUGUGUUAAAAUCAGGAUCCGAUGAGUCGCAGGAGCACGCGGCCGGUGCGUUGUUUAGUUUAGCUUUGGAUGAUGAAAACAAGAUGGCAAUCGGUGUUUUAGGCGCGUUGCAGCCAUUAAUGCACACUCUUCGCGCCGGAAGUGAGCGUACUCGGCAUGACUCGGCGCUGGCGUUGUAUCAUUUAACUUUGAUCCAAAGCAACCGAGUCAAACUCGUUAAACUCAACGCGGUGGCAACGUUGGUGACGAUGGUGAGGUCGGAUGAGUCGGUGAGUCGAAUCUUGUUGAUAUUAUGCAACUUGGCCGUGUGUAACGAGGGAAGAUCGGCGAUAUUAGACACGAAUGGGGUGUCGAUUCUGGUGAGUCUAUUGAGAGAGAGGGAGUCAGAGUCAGAUGCUACUCGGGAGAACUGUGUGGCGGCGUUGUUUGCAUUGGCUCACGGAAACAUGAGGUUCAGAGGGCUGGCUAAAGAUGCCGGAGCUGCAGAGGUGUUGAGAGAGGUUGAAGAAAGAGGUAGCCAGAGAGCAAGAGAGAAAGCCAAGAGGCUUUUGCAGAUAUUGAAAGGAAGAAAGGAGGAAGAUGAUGAGGAUUGGGAGGGUGUGUUAGACUCGGGGGGGAUGAGUCAGACUCGGGUCCGAGUUGGACUGAACUUGCAUGGAUCCAACUCAACCAAUUUUUAAUUUCUUUUUUUUGGUAAUAAAAUUGUGACGUGUAAGUGUAACUGUCGAAACCGCAAGGAGGGUUGGUGGUGGGGGAACGAAACGAUGCCGUGUUGAAAUGGGGUGUGUGUAAUUAUUGGUUGGUUACUUUUUGUUGUUUUCAAUGAUUUUUUGUUUUAAAUUAAAAGUUAUAGUGGGUGUACUGUAUUUGUAACAGAUGUUUGUAUUUUUGUACGUGUACAGAUACAUAAAUAGGAACAUUUGAGAACGAUGAAAUCUUGCUUCUGUUGUUGUAA